AUGGAAGAACGCUGCGGUUCGAAUGCUAGUUCGAUGUACUACACCGUUCCAAAUGGAAACUGGAGUGAGACAAAGGUCUGUGGCGAAAUCGGCGGGGCGUUUAACUUUGCUGUCGAUGACAUAAUACGAAGAACGGUUGAGCAGUGUCCCACCGAUGUCAUUUUAGCACCGUCUGCACGUCCCUUGAUGGAUCUUGAGUACGCCGACGAUGCAAUAAUAAUCACUUCUAGCAGCGCGAAGUUACAACAUGUUGUUAAUCUUGUGUCGAAAUAA
This is a messenger RNA of Necator americanus (New World hookworm), 273 nucleotides long. RefSeq lists its product as uncharacterized. The transcript has a single exon. Bases 1 to 273 code for a protein of 90 amino acids. NCBI's taxonomy places the organism in Eukaryota, Metazoa, Nematoda, Chromadorea, Rhabditida, Ancylostomatidae. The record is from RefSeq and is a predicted model, not a curated record.